AUGGAGCAACAGGUGGUAGUUCGCGCACACACCCCUCUAUGGAGUGCCGCAUUACUGAUUGAACAUCCGGAGGCCAUAGUGUCUGUGCAUCGCAAGUACUGUAAUGGCAUAUUUUUAAUGUGCCAUGUUCGCGUUAUUGCCACAUAUUACCGGGAUCAGGCGUCAGCUUUGAUUGAAGCAAAUGUGGACUGUCUUGCACUAGAAACGAUUCCUUCUCUUACAGAAGCCAGACUUGCUAUUGACGCCAUUUCGAAGCUUCCGCCUGUGCCUCUUUGGAUUUCUUUCUCUUGUAAAAAUGGAAGCUGUACGAACUCUGGCGACGAAUUUUCUGAUGUCGUUUCUGAACUUUGUUUGAAUUCCGCUGUAUCCAUGAUUGGCAUUAAUUGCACUGACCCUUCAAUCGUCGGCGACUUGCUGAAACACGGUGCUUACGGAAUGAAGCCAUUUGUUGUUUACCCCAACAGUGGCGAAAAGUACUGUAAUGGCAGGUAUUGCUUAUAG
Soboliphyme baturini is the source of this 501-nucleotide messenger RNA. The record is from the annotation of a GenBank genome assembly. NCBI's taxonomy places the organism in Eukaryota, Metazoa, Nematoda, Enoplea, Dioctophymatida, Soboliphymatidae.